AUGACUGAGUACAGCUUAGACCCCAACAACACCGAUCUUCUGGAUGUUAUUGUGGAAUACGUACGAGAACGCGGUGGAGUCUGGAGAUCGAAAGUGGCACAAGACCCAUCAUCGGCUGACCUCUCGAAUAUCACCAGCAUUUCUGACAACUCAGAGCCAGGAGGUGCUAUCGCGACUCAAAAAGACCUGCAAUCCGAGUCAGAAACUGUCUUCGAGCUCAUACAGGAAGAUGGAAGCCCAGCUGAGCCUCAGGUUGACCUGAGUGCCUCAGUCGACAGUCUCAAGAAAGAAGAAUGGCUGAUGAUUAAUGGCCCUUCUCCUGGGGUAUUUGAGGCGAAAUCGUCCACGAACGGUUUUGGGGAAGGACGAUGGUUCAGAUUAUUCAGUAGAAAAUCUGGGACCAAGUAA
This is a messenger RNA of Kwoniella botswanensis, 408 nucleotides long. RefSeq lists its product as uncharacterized. NCBI's taxonomy places the organism in Eukaryota, Fungi, Basidiomycota, Tremellomycetes, Tremellales, Cryptococcaceae. Bases 1 to 408 code for a protein of 135 amino acids. The record is from RefSeq and is a predicted model, not a curated record. The transcript has 2 exons.